UUCUGGCGGCGCCGCUGGUUUCUGCGGGGUUUGCAAACAGCUCGUACCGGGCCCUUCCCGUCUUCCGUACAGGUUCCUGCUGUUGGCUGGGCUCGGGAGGGAACGCUCCAGGUAAAGCGCUGGGAGAGGAAGCGACGCCGAGGAGCUACGGUUUCCUCCGGAGGUCUCCGCCCCUCUGCCCCUAUAUUCCCAGAGCUCGAGUCUGAUCCGGGCCUUGCCGGGCACCCUGGAAAGGCGGGGGUGAUAGUACAGAUGGAGACGCAACUGCAGAGCAUUUUCGAAGAGGUGGUGAAAACGGAAGUUAUAGAAGAGGCUUUUCCUGGCAUGUUUAUGGAUACUCCUGAAGAUGAGAAAACAAAACUAAUUAGCUGUCUGGGGGCCUUCAGACAGUUUUGGGGUGGUCUUUCUCAGGAGUCUCAUGAACAGUGUAUCCAGUGGAUUGUUAAGUUUAUUCAUGGUCAACAUAGUCCUAAAAGAAUUUCUUUUCUUUAUGACUGCUUAGCAAUGGCAGUUGAGACUGGUCUCCUUCCACCCAGGCUGGUUUGUGAAUCCCUGAUAAACUCUGACACUCUUGAGUGGGAAAGAACACAGCUUUGGGCCUUAACAUUUAAACUGGUUCGGAAAAUAAUUGGGGGAGUGGAUUACAAGGGUGUUCGAGAUCUCUUAAAAGUGAUUUUGGAGAAGAUUUUGACAAUUCCUAAUACAGUGAGCUCUGCUGUUGUACAGCAGCUUCUGGCAGCAAGAGAGGUUAUAGCAUAUAUCUUGGAAAGAAAUGCCUGCUUAUUACCAGCCUAUUUUGCAGUCACUGAGAUCAGGAAACUGUAUCCUGAAGGCAAACUUCCACACUGGUUACUUGGAAACCUAGUAUCAGACUUUGUGGAUACCUUCAGGCCCACAGCAAGGAUAAACUCCAUUUGUGGUCGCUGUAGUCUUCUGCCAGUUGUAAAUAACUCGGGUGCCAUUUGUAAUUCAUGGAAACUGGAUCCUGCUACUCUUCGUUUUCCUUUGAAAGGCCUUUUGCCAUAUGAUAAGGAUCUGUUUGAACCACAGACUGCUUUGUUGAGAUAUGUAUUGGAGCAGCCUUAUUCCAGGGAUAUGGUCUGCAAUAUGCUAGGUUUAAAUAAGCAGCACAAGCAGCGCUGCCCUGUGCUGGAGGACCAGUUGGUGGAUCUGGUUGUUUAUGCCAUGGAGCGAUCUGAGACCGAGGAGAAGUUUGACGAUGGGGGAACAAGCCAACUCCUGUGGCAGCAUCUCUCAAGUCAGCUCAUUUUCUUUGUGCUUUUCCAGUUUGCAAGUUUUCCACAUAUGGUGCUUUCUCUUCAUCAGAAGUUAGCAGGGCGAGGACUGAUUAAAGGCAGAGAUCAUCUUAUGUGGGUUCUCCUGCAAUUCAUUUCUGGAAGUAUUCAGAAAAAUGCACUAGCUGAUUUUCUCCCUGUGAUGAAGCUCUUCGACUUGCUAUACCCAGAAAAAGAAUAUAUCCCAGUUCCUGAUAUUAACAAACCCCAGUCAACCCAUGCCUUUGCAAUGACCUGUAUUUGGAUUCAUCUCAAUAGAAAAGCUCAAAAUGACAACUCCAAGCUACAGAUUCCAAUACCUCAUUCCCUAAGACUUCACCAUGAGUUCCUGCAGCAGAGUCUAAGAAAUAAAAGUUUACAGAUGAAUGACUAUAAGAUUGCUCUAUUGUGUAAUGCAUACUCUACAAAUUCAGAAUGUUUUACAUUACCCAUGGGAGCUCUGGUAGAAACUAUUUAUGGAAAUGGAAUUAUGAGGAUACCUCUCCCUGGAACAAACUGUAUGGCUUCAGGAUCUAUUACACCCUUACCUAUGAACCUCCUGGAUUCACUGACAGUUCAUGCCAAAAUGAGCCUUAUUCACAGCAUUGCAACCAGGGUGAUAAAACUUGCUCAUGCAAAGUCCAGUGUGGCCUUGGCUCCAGCCCUAGUGGAAACUUACAGUCGUUUAUUGGUCUAUAUGGAAAUAGAGUCUUUGGGCAUCAAAGGAUUUAUCAGUCAGCUUUUGCCAACUGUUUUCAAAUCACAUGCAUGGGGGAUCUUACACACACUCCUUGAGAUGUUUAGCUACCGGAUGCAUCAUAUUCAGCCUCAUUACAGAGUUCAGCUCCUGAGUCAUCUUCAUACUUUGGCUGCAGUUGCACAAACAAACCAGAACCAGCUCCAUCUUUGUGUCGAGAGCACUGCUCUCAGGCUUAUAACAGCAUUAGGUAGCUCAGAGGUACAACCACAGUUUACACGCUUCCUUAGUGAUCCCAAAACAGUGCUCUCAGCAGAAUCUGAAGAACUGAACCGAGCCUUGAUAUUGACCUUGGCUAGAGCAACUCAUGUAACAGAUUUUUUUACAGGCUCUGAUUCAAUUCAGGGAACUUGGUGUAAAGACAUACUUCAGACUAUCAUGAGUUUCACUCCUCAUAAUUGGGCUUCACACACCCUGAGCUGUUUUCCAGGCCCACUACAGGCAUUCUUCAAACAAAAUAAUGUGCCUCAGGAAAGCCGUUUUAAUCUGAAAAAAAAUGUGGAGGAGGAGUAUAGGAAGUGGAAGUCAAUGAGCAACGAAAAUGACAUUAUUACCCACUUCUCUAUGCAGGGCUCCCCUCCUCUCUUUCUUUGUCUUCUCUGGAAAAUGCUCUUGGAAACAGAUCAUAUUAAUCAGAUUGGCUAUAGAGUAUUAGAGAGAAUUGGAGCCAGGGCCUUGGUAGCCCAUGUGAGGACAUUUGCAGAUUUCCUGGUAUAUGAGUUUUCUACAUCAGCAGGGGGUCAGCAACUCAAUAAAUGCAUUGAAAUUCUUAAUGACAUGGUAUGGAAGUAUAACAUUGUUACACUGGACAGAUUAAUUCUCUGCCUGGCCAUGCGUAGUCACGAAGGAAAUGAAGCCCAGGUUUGUUAUUUCAUAAUUCAGUUGCUGUUACUCAAACCAAACGAUUUUAGAAAUCGAGUAAGUGACUUUGUGAAGGAAAAUUCCCCAGAGCACUGGUUACAGAAUGACUGGCACACCAAGCACAUGAAUUAUCACAAGAAAUAUCCAGAGAAGUUGUAUUUUGAGGGCCUCGCGGAACAGGUGGAUCCUCCUGUACAGAUCCAGUCUCCCUAUCUGCCCAUCUAUUUUGGGAAUGUGUGUCUUCGAUUCCUUCCAGUAUUUGAUAUAGUAAUCCACAGAUUUUUAGAGUUGCUUCCAGUAUCCAAAUCACUGGAGACUCUACUGGAUCACCUAGGAGGCUUAUAUAAAUUUCAUGAUCGUCCAGUGACUUAUCUGUAUAACACUCUGCACUAUUACGAAAUGCACCUGAGAGACCGCGCAUUUCUCAAACGAAAACUCGUCCAUGCGAUCAUUGGCUCUCUGAAGGAUAAUCGACCGCAGGGCUGGUGUCUAAGUGACACUUACCUGAAAUGCGCUAUGAAUGCACGAGAGGAAAAUCCUUGGGUUCCAGAUGACACCUACUAUUGCAGAUUGAUUGGCAGACUAGUCGAUACGAUGGCUGGCAAAUCUCCUGGUCCCUUUCCAAACUGUGACUGGAGAUUCAAUGAGUUUCCCAACCCAGCUGCCCAUGCUCUCCAUGUUACUUGUGUGGAGCUCAUGGCCUUGGCAGUUUCAGGCAAAGAAGUUGGGAAUGCCCUUCUAAAUGUUGUCCUAAAAAGUCAGCCUUUAGUGCCAAGAGAGAACAUUACAGCAUGGAUGAAUGCAAUUGGUUUGAUCAUCACUGCCCUACCAGAACCAUAUUGGAUUGUUCUUCAUGAUCGAAUUGUGAGUGUCAUCAGCAGCCCCAGCUUGACGUCUGAAACAGAGUGGGUUGGCUAUCCAUUCCGCCUCUUUGAUUUCACUGCCUGUCAUCAGUCCUACUCUGAGAUGAGUUGUAGCUAUACAUUAGCUCUUGCACAUGCCGUGUGGCACCAUUCUAGCAUUGGACAACUUUCUCUCAUUCCAAAGUUUCUUACUGAAGUACUUCUUCCUAUAGUGAAGACUGAAUUCCAGUUGCUUUAUGUAUACCAUCUUGUUGGACCAUUUUUACAAAGAUUUCAGCAAGAGAGAACUCGUUGUAUGAUAGAGAUUGGUGUGGCGUUUUAUGACAUGCUGCUGAAUGUUGACCAGUGUAGCACCCAUUUAAAUUACAUGGAUCCCAUCUGUGACUUCCUCUAUCACAUGAAGUAUAUGUUUACUGGUGACAGCGUGAAAGAGCAAGUAGAGAAGAUUAUCUGUAACUUAAAACCAGCUUUAAAACUUCGUCUUCGAUUCAUCACACACAUUAGCAAGAUGGAGCCAGCUGCAGUGCCUCCACAAGCCAUGAACAGUGGGUCUCCAGCACCUCAGUCUAAUCAGUAAAAAGUCAGAGUACACAGCAAGGGUUCCAAAUUAAGAGGAAGCAAAAUGCUGCCCAGAUCCUGAGAAACCUGGAGAAAAUCAACCUUAGUAGUUUCAACUCAUACAUUGUCUUGUUUGAUUUUGUUCUUUGUUUUUUAUCCUCUUUAAGCACAGAUGCGUGUUGAAGUCUAAGGUGUUCUGUCAUCACACUCUCUUUACUAGAAUAAGUGUGCCCAGGCAGAAAAAAAAGUGUAUUCAAUGUUGCUGGCAUGUGUGGAUUCACAGCUGGUGGCUGUAAGGAAGUCUGGGAGUUUCAUAAAUCCAUUAAAAUCCUUUUAGAGUUGCCAACCCGCAGUAGGAUUUUCUUUCUUUUUUUGUUCUUUUUUUCCCCUUCCAAGUGAGGCACAUAAAGGAUUCUACCUAGUCCAUGAAUGAACAGUUUCAUAGAAACAUUAAAACCCUAACAUAACAUGAAUUAUUCACAAAGUUGCAUGAAACAAUAAUAUUUAGGUUACCCAAAUUAUAAGAAGUCUGAAGGUUACCACCAAACUAUUAAAUUUUUCUAGGCAUUAAUUACAUAACUAAACAAAUGUAUUUCUUAAAAUUCUCUCUUCCUCUACAUAAACACAGUAACAUCAAAAACAACAAGAGCAACUAAACCUCAAUGAGUAGCUACAAUGCAGAAAGAGUCCAUUUCAAUUCAAAGAAAAAUAUUUUCUCCUAAAAAAUAUGAGAAAGCAUUCUGUAGGUUCAAAUGAAUUUAGCCUUGGCUGAGAUCACGAGCCACAAAAGUAAGUGGAUAUGUGACUAUAAUUAUACAAUGUUGGAAAAUG
Pan troglodytes (chimpanzee) is the source of this 5144-nucleotide messenger RNA. RefSeq names its product mediator complex subunit 23 (gene MED23). Lineage: Eukaryota; Metazoa; Chordata; Mammalia; Primates; Hominidae. The transcript has 30 exons. The record is from RefSeq and is a predicted model, not a curated record. The coding region runs from base 253 to 4332 and encodes 1359 amino acids. Gene Ontology annotation, biological process: regulation of transcription by RNA polymerase II; positive regulation of gene expression. Gene Ontology annotation, cellular component: mediator complex; transcription regulator complex.